This is a messenger RNA of Patella vulgata (common limpet), 3274 nucleotides long. RefSeq lists its product as uncharacterized. Lineage: Eukaryota; Metazoa; Mollusca; Gastropoda; Patellidae. Bases 543 to 2006 code for a protein of 487 amino acids. The transcript has 2 exons. The record is from RefSeq and is a predicted model, not a curated record.
CGAGCAAUCAUUGUAUCGAAAGUGAGAUUUUCACCCCAGUCAACUUCAAAUCCCCGUAGCAAAAAAUCUAAACGGUCAACCCCCUACAAGUUUAUGAUGAGGAGAUUGCCAAAUGUGGUCCCCAUUGUGCCUAUAAAGAUUGGAACCAACGGAAUGUUGAGCAAAAAGCUACAGCCUGUGAUGUUACAGCUAUUUAACAUUGAAGUCAAUGGGCAAAUAAUUAAUAGUCUGAGUCCACAUGUAUCCGGAUGUUAUGGCCGACACUCGUAACAAUCUUUCAGUGUAUUAUUUAUGGAUGGUUAUAGUACAACAUGACCGUUUAUUUAGAGACUAUAAAUGUGCGAAACUGGUUUAAGGCUUGGUGUAUAUAUAAAUAUUGUGGUGUAAUUGUCGAGAUAUUUGGAGAUAUUUAUUUAUGGUGUAUCACCCUAGUCAUGGAGUGUUCUACACUCUUUAUAUUUCUAUCAGUGGGUCGUUAACGGACUUCCAAAGCUGAUCAAUACGAGACAAAUUGAAUAUUAUGUAUACAUGUACAUCUCGGUAUGGCUGACCAGAAAGAUGCCGUAUAUCAACAGUUGCAGUCGAAAGGUUUCAAGGUAGAAGUGGCGGUCAAAGCUAACAUUUUUAAACACAAAGACGACUUUGAAAGUUCCCCUUGUGAUAAAAAUCCCGGGCAUGUUGGUUUUAUCCCUUUUAAUGAAUUCGGUUUGGAACACCUGCCCGUGGAUGCCCGACUAGAUCAUAUUGUACAAAAUAUUAGAAAGUUUGGUACAAGAGUUGUGCGACUGGUUGUUAGAGAUGAAACAGGGAACAAAGUGAAAUUGUAUGGUACGGGUCAUGUAUAUAAGUUACAAGGACGUUACAUCAUAAGGACAAAUAGCCACGUGAUUAGAAAUGAAACUGACCUUAAAAACUGUGUUAUUGAAUUUAACUACAAUUCAAGAGAUCGAUCAGAAGUAAUCGAAAGUAGGGGUAAGCAUCUCAUUUUAACUAAAAACACAGAUGCUGCAAGAUUUACGUUCCAGCCUGUUCCCCAAUUUAUUCAAGAUAUGGAUAUCAUGGAUCGCUAUCUGUACCAGCCGGUUCCAUGUGUAACAACUAGCAGAUAUCAGGUACUCUGUCAUCUGUCUUCUUUACCCUUUUUGAAAGAAAAGUGUCGGAUCGGAUUACUUUUAAAAGAGGAGCCGAAGCAAUCAGACGAUUUAUCUACACACGUUCAGUUUGAAGAUGGAACCAUCAGUAAGUUUGUAAGCUACGUUGUAAAAUUCCAACCUGUUCCAGAGAAGAUUCAAACUCUUCCAGCGGAGAACACAGAGUUUCGACACCCUGUGAUCCAAAUAAAAGAAAAUGGCAAAUGCAGGACAAUUAAAGGAGAAGUGGUUUCAAUAGAAGGGAAUCAUUAUCUAAAACUUGCAGAACCGCUAACUCAGGAACAGGCAAGAGGCUGUAAGGUACUCUUCUCCGAUGGAAGCUGUAGUGAAGGGACUGGUCUAUUUUUUGAGAAAUGGAAUUUUGAAGAAUCCCAGCCAUUGCGAUACCUGAAAGGGAAUGAUUUGGAUCGAUAUCAUUUAUUUUACCGAAAUUUUAGAUUUUGGACAAUGUUUGAUCCCAUUCCUAAAGAUCUUCAACGGUAUACUGACAUGGUCAAUGCUCCACCGAUCUGUGAUCAGCGUUAUCUUCUUGUUAUUGGUCAUCCACAUGGUGGUCCUAAGAUGAUAACUGUUGGGAAAGAAUUAUCCUCUGGUGUUGAAAUUGUUGAUGACUGUUACUUAGAUUGCAUACAAUAUUCUUGUAAAACAUGUCCAGGGUCGAGUGGUUCUCCAGUAGUUCAAUUAGCGGAGUGUCAUCCUUUCACCAUCGCUGUUAAUACACAUUUUAUGGGAAGAAUACGGAGUGUAUCUGAAAUGGUAUCUGGACACACUGAUCAAGCCUAUGGUGAUAACAUCAAUAUUGGAUGGAAUGGUAAAAAAUGGACGGACAUUAUGUUGAAAUAUCAAACUGAUUAACUGCCUUCAAUAGAAGGCUUUAUCUCGCUUUAACUACGUACAUCUUAUCAAGGCCUUCACGUAAUAUCCUGCAUAUUUCGGCACUAAUUUUGAUUGGGUACAAGCCCAGCUUGUGAGCCUAUCAGAUUCCUCGAUUGUCUCGAAUACCAAGUCUCGCGCUUUCAAGCUAAAAUGUCUACUUGUGAUAAUCGAGUUGCAAAGUUCAAGGAUCAUUCAAUGUCAAGGUUUCCGUGGAGGUCACGAUGUCACAAACUCUGAUUGGACGCUACUGCUCACGUGUCUGUAGAUAACAUAGCUAUAAGUUUGGGACCACACCAACGAUUAUUUAUCGGCGAUUUUCUGUUAGCGGUAAAUUUCCCAGACAUUUAUCGGUUAUAUAAAUGUGCAUUACUGACACACGGUUCAUAGCGUAGAAGCCGUUAUGGUCGUUUAAAUUUAUUUCUAAAUGCACGCUUUCGGAUGGGACGAAAAAAAACAAGGUCCUGUGUACAUAUUGGAGUGCACAUAAAAGAUCCCCUGGCAGUUUGAAUUCAACAUAAGAGUAGGCUGUAGAACCGCUGUCCAGGGAAAAUUUCCCUCAUAAGCACACUAUAUGCCCUUCUUAUAUAAGCCCGGUCGGAGCCAUAUUCCUGAAGCAAUGGCCUGAGAAAUCCCUCUCUGGCCAUUGCUGGAUUGGCUUCUGAUACCUGAGCUUUUGAGGGAAUGUGUCUAUUCUUCCCGUUCAAUUAAAUCUAUCCUGAGCACAGCGACAUGACAGGCCUUCGUUUAAUCUGAAGUUUUCCCUAAAACUUUGGACAGUGAUAUAAGGUAUUAGAAACAGUGAAAGUAUUGUUCGUCUCCAAACAGUCUUGUUUACAUUGCAUCCACUUUGAUAGCCUCGUUUGUCACACAAUGAGUUUUUCUGCAAUAUUCUGCUAUGCACUGGUUAAUUGAGUGUAAUAACGUUAUGUAAACAUAUUUGGUCCAAUUGGAGCUCUGUUUAAAGCGUAAUGAUAUUGUUACGCAGUUAGCUAUCUUUAAGCACUAACAAAAAAAUCAGUUUUGAAUACAAAUAAUUGGGGAAGCACUAAACAAUGAGCUGAAUAUUUGAAAAACAUUCUUUAAUUCUUUCACUUAUUUCUUUUUGACUAUUUUUAAUGUAGUCUUUUAUUCUUUCACUUAUUUCAAUUUUGACUUUAUUUUUUAAUUUAGUCUUUUAUUCUUCACAUAUUUCUUUUUGACUAUUUUUUAAUGUAGUCUUCUAUUCUUUCACUUAUUUCUUUUCGACU